Molecule: messenger RNA, 1431 nt
Organism: Zingiber officinale
Lineage: Eukaryota; Viridiplantae; Streptophyta; Magnoliopsida; Zingiberales; Zingiberaceae
Exons: 3
Coding region: 1-1431 (476 amino acids)
Molecular function (GO): nucleic acid binding
Source: RefSeq, a predicted model, not a curated record
AUGCAGAUCCCUCAAACUCUGAAGGAGACGCAGAAGCUGGUCGGCAGGAUAACAGCCCUGUCCCGAUUUAUCUCUAAAUCCGCAGAUAGAGCGGCGCCCUUUUUCAAAGUGCUCAGGAAAGCGGCCAAGUUUCAGUGGACGGAAGAAUGUACACAGGCCUUUGAAGAGCUGAAGCAGUACCUAGAGUCUUUGCCAUCGCUGUUUAAGCCUGUUGUGGGAGAGCCUCUUUGGGUCUACUUGUCAGCUACCCCUGAGGCUGUGGGGGCUGUGCUGGUUAAAGAACAGGACAAUACAACCGGGCAAUUUGGGGUGAAUAGCAAGAGGAUGCAAGUUUAUAAGGAGGCUUAUGAAAAGAUGAAGGGAGAAUUCAAAGAGAUCACAGUCACGAAGAUUCCUAGAACUGAAAAUGAAAGAGCGGAUGAGUUAGCUAAAAUGGCUAGUUCCCUGGGUACAUGGACGCUCGACCAAUCUAUAGCGCAGACCUUUCUUGUAGCCCAGGUAGAUUUACAGAAUAACGCGGGAGAAGUAAUUGAUUGGAGAGCACCCAUAAUGAGCUUUCUUCAGCGAGGAGCCAUACCCACCAGCCCUGAGGAAGCGCGUAUGAUCAGAAGGCAAGCCCACUCUUAUGCAAUGAUUGGGGAUCAGCUGUACAAGAGGUCUUUCUCCCGGCCUCUACUCAAGUACCUGAAUAUGGAGGAGGCGGACCAGGCCUUGCGAGAGAUACAUUCGGGGUGCUGUGGUAAUCAUGCUAGGGGAAGAACGCUGGCUCGGAAGGUACUGCUGGCUGGUUAUUUCUGGCCUACCUUGCAGAAGGACGCACAGAGGUUGGUGAAUACCUGUCUAUCAUGCCAGAAUUACCAGAACCUAACGCAUAGACCUACAGAGCUGCUGAGAACUUCUACAGUAUCCUGCCCUUUUGACCAAUGGGGUAUGGAUAGCGUGGGGCAUUUCCCGAUGGCUAUCGGGCAGAGGCGUUUCUUGUUGGUUGCAGUAGACUACUUCUCUAAGUGGGUAGAAGCGGAGGCUUUAGCCAGAAUCACUGAAGAUGCGACCGAGGUGGUCAAUCGGGAGAUAGUACGCGGGCUUAAAGUCAAGCUGGAUCACGUGGGAGGCAGCUGGGUAGAUGAGCUCCCAGGCAUUUUGUGGGCCUACCGUACGACGCCCCGAGAAAGUACAGGUCUGACACCUUUCAAUCUGGUCUACGGUAAUGAAGCGGUGGUUCCCCUGGAAGUCGGGAUACCUUCUGUAAGAAGGAUGAUGUACGACGGAGAAAACACCGAGCGGCGGCUGGCGGAACUGGAUUUUAUCAGCGAAAUUCGUGAGCAAGCAGCUGCCAGGUUGGAAGCCUAUAGACAGAGGAUGAGACAGAACUAUAAUAGGAAGGUGAUCCCUCGGUUUUCGGAGAAGGUGAUCUGGUCUGGAAGCAGAUAA